GGACCGUGAGCUACUCCUUUCUCUCUGACUGCAGACUGAACUUCACCCGAGACUGUAACUCCCUUCCUCUGUCCAACAUUUGAAGACAUGCAGAACAAAAUUUGAAAGCAAAUGAUCCAUCGACUUCUGACAGAUCCACUUGAUUUGAAUAUCAGCUACUGUUCAAAUCAAGAAGAAAUGUUUGCUUUUGUCACUUGAGAGAUUUUGGACACUGGUGUGUCGGGAAGAAUACUGAGACACCCAAGUGAGGGAGAUUCAGUGCGCUGACUGUGAAAAGUGCUUCAAAUCAUUUACUCAACUUGGGGGAUCAAAAUCUCACCCCUCACGGUGGGGAGAGACUGAGUACGCAUUCUGUUUGUAAUUUAAAACACAGAGUGACACAAGGAAAGCUUUCUCCAUGGGGAAACCAUGGAAAUGUGGGGACUGUGGGAAAGGAUUCCCUUAUCCAUCGGCGUUGGAAACCCACAGACGCAUUCACACUGGGGAGAGGCCGUUCACCUGCCCCGACUGUGGAAAGGGAUUCAGUUGGCUGUGCAACCUGCUGGCACACCAGCGAGUUCACACAGGGGAGAGGCCGUUCAUCUGCCAUCAUUGUGGGAAAGGAUUCACUCAGUCGUCCCGGCUGCAGACGCACCAGCAGGUUCACACCGGGGAGAGGCCAUUCUCCUGCUCUCAGUGUGAGCGGAAAUUUAUUGAUGCAUCCCACCUCCUGACACACCAGUGCAUUCACACCGGGGAGAGGCCGUUCACCUGUUCCGAAUGCGGGAAAGCAUUCACCGUUUCUUCCAGCCUGCUCAAACACCAGCGAGUCCACACUGGGGAGAGGCCAUACACCUGUUCCGUGUGCCGGAAGGGCUUCUGUCGGUUGUGGACCUUGCGGACCCACCAGAGGGUCCACACAGGAGAGAAGCCGUUCACGUGCCCAGUGUGUGGGAAAGGGUUUGCUCAGUCAUCUACUCUGCUGACCCACAAGCGGGUUCACACUGGGGAGAGGCCGUUCACAUGCUCUCAUUGCGGGAAGGGAUUCAUGGAUUCUUCCGCCCUGCUGACCCACCAGCGGGUCCAUACUGGGGCACGGCCCUUCACCUGCCAGGAGUGCGGGAAGGCCUUCCGUCGUAUGAGCAACUUGCAGACGCACCAGCGGGUCCACACAGGAGAGAGGCCUUUCACGUGCUCAGAGUGUGGGAGGGGAUUCAUUGAUUCUUCCACCCUGCGGUCCCACCAGCGGGUGCACACCGGGGAGAGGCCAUUCACCUGUCCCAAGUGCGGGAAGGGCUUCAGUCAUGUGGGCAACUUGCGGAAGCACCAACGGGUCCACACCAGGGAGAGCCCGCUCACCUGCUCUCAGUGCGGAAAAGACUUCACCCGCUCCUCCCACCUACAGAGGCACCAGCGAAUUCACACUGGGGUGAGACCCUUCCUCUGCCCUGAAUGCGGGAAGACUUUUAGCAAAUCCUCCAACCUGCUGGCCCACCGGCGCAUCCACACGGGGGAGAGGCCCUUCAGCUGCCCCAAGUGUGGGAAGGCCUUCGGCAAUUCCUCCGUCCUGCUGAAGCACCAGCGAGUCCACACCAGGGAGAGGCCAUUCUCCUGCUCCGAGUGCGGGAAGAACUUUAACCACUCCUCCCACCUGCUGACUAACCGGCGGGUCCACACAGGGGAGAGGUCCUUCAACUGCCCCGAGUGUGGGAAGGCCUUUGGCGAUUCCUCUGCCCUGCUGAUGCACCAACAGGUCCACACCAGCGAGAGGCCGUUCUCCUGCCCUUGGUGUGGGAAGGGCUUUAAACGUUCCUCUGAACUGCUGGCCCACUGGCGGGUCAACACAGGGGAGAGGCCAUUUGCCUGCCCCGAGUGCGGGCGGAGAUUCGCAUUGUCCGGUAACUUGCAGAGACACCAGAGGGGGCACCAGUGUUCUCAACAAUCUGAUUCCGACAGUGAUGCUGCUGUGGGUCAACCCCAGGACUGAACCUCCUGACUGUUCUGACAAUGGGUGCAGUGGGAGAGUCUGUGGGUUUCUUUGUUUUCUGCUAGACUGCACCCACACACCCCUCCCAUUCCUCCCCCAACCCCAGGUUGGCUCACGGGCGGCACAGUGGCUCAGUGAUUAGUGCCACUGCCUCACAUGGCCAGGGACCGGGGUACGAUUCCACCCACCACGUGACUGUGGGGAGUUUGCCCAUCCGUCCCCUCCAUGUCUGCAAGGGUUUCC
Molecule: messenger RNA, 2209 nt
Organism: Chiloscyllium plagiosum (whitespotted bambooshark)
Lineage: Eukaryota; Metazoa; Chordata; Chondrichthyes; Orectolobiformes; Hemiscylliidae
Biological process (GO): regulation of transcription by RNA polymerase II
Cellular component (GO): nucleus
Molecular function (GO): DNA-binding transcription factor activity, RNA polymerase II-specific
Source: RefSeq, a predicted model, not a curated record